AUGUGUAAUUAGCUAGUCGAUUAGGGCCACACCGCUCGCGAAAUCGUAAGUAGCGGCCUGGAUCGCAUUUCCGUAAAUACACUCGACGCGAACCCCAGACAGAUUGUAUUGCCAGGUAAUUGCAAGGUAACAGUGCGCGUAUGAAGAGAGAAGCAGAGAGAGAGAGAGAGAGAGAUAGAGAGAUAGAGGAAGAGAGAGAAGGAAGGGGGGAGACGUGGAAGGGAGAGAUACGCCGUCGAUUAUUUCGGAACGAAACUAUGGUAGUCUUAACUAUGCACUCCACUCGCGAACGGGCCAUUCAAAGGGAAGCACCACAUAUCGUGUCUCGCAUGCAACGAUCACUCGAGACACUCGAUCUUGCAGCGAAAGAGAAACGUGCAUGAUAACAAGAAAUUAGUACCAUGUGUUCGCAAGGAGAGGAGAGGAAAUGCUCACCAAUCCGCCGAUCCUCUUUAAUUGGUAACUAAAAAAAUUCACGUAGUCGUUUGCAACGUUCAGAUAAUGCAAUUAUGUUACAUUAUCUGCAGUAUCAAUUUUGUUGAAUAUUAAUUCAAUGCGCGCAUUAUAACGACGAAAUAAUAAUUUAUACAUAUAAAAAAAAAGUGACUUGGGUUCCCUUAAAAAAAGAAAGAAUUUCAAGUAUAUAUACCAUCUAUUGGCUUGCUCGAGCCUCGUCGAGCUCUUAAGAGACGAACCGCAGGAGCGAAGCCGCAAACGUCAAGAUGUUUUCCUUGAAUCUGCAUAACGAAACAAUGCAAAUCAAGCGAAGCCAUCGAGUACUCGGUGCGUUCUUCACCGUUGGAGGGAUAGAAUGAGGAGGAGGACGCACCUUGUCGAGACGACGGGGAACCUGGCACUUACCUAUCGACUAACCCGACUCGGUUUCGCCAUGCUCUUUCCUCCAGCCUGAUGUACUUACACGUGUGCAGCAGCUAUAGAUACACAGAGGUCGAAUACUAAAGGGACCCUGCGACUAAAUAACAAGGUCGCCUGGAUAAAGUCGGAUUCGAGGGCGAUUUUGGCUAUUCACACUCACAUGGUGGCGCACAAUCCGCGUUUGUCCGUCACUCACAACGGCCAUAACACAUGGAAGCUGCACGUGACUAACGUUCAACCGAAUGACUCCGGCACGUACAUGUGUCAAGUUAAUACGGAUCCUAUGAGGAGCCAGACCGGUCACAUGAAUGUCGUGAUACCGCCUGACAUCAUGGACCUGGACGACACGGCGGACCAGUUGACCACGAAGGAGAACGGUGAUCUGCAGCUGCGGUGUCGCGCCACCGGUACACCGACACCGGGGGUGAUCUGGCGGCGGGAGGACGGCAGGAACAUUACGCUGAGGAACGAGCACGGCGUCAAACGAAUGAAAACAUACGAGGGCGAGCAACUCCAUUUGCGGGGCAUCCAGCGUCAGGAGAUGGGGUCUUACCUCUGUAUCGCGUCGAAUGGUGUGCCGCCGUCGGUCAGCAAGAGAUAUUACGUCAAUGUCCGUUUCAAGCCGCUGAUUAAGGUCUCGAAUCAGUUGGUCGCGGCACCUGUCGACAGCGACGUCCUUCUUCAGUGCUACGUGGAGUCCUCGCCGAAGGCUCUGAACACGUGGCAUAGAAAUAAUGAAUUAUUUCCGAAGAUAUCCACUUCAGGAAUCAAGCUGCUGGAGGAUGAGAAGCACGACAUAUCGGAAGUAACGAUCAACGACUAUGCAUAUCAACUAAAUCUCACUGUCAGACGUCUCGACCGGUCUGACUUCGGUACUUACACGUGUUCCGCGGAGAACGCUUACGGCAAAGCGGAUGGCACCAUAAGGCUUCAAGAGCUGCACUUGGUGCGAUCUACGGUAACUUCCACGAUCAAUACUGAAGUCGUCGAGAAGCACACCUGGCGGAAGCAAACAGAGAAGAAAGGAAAGAAGUACUCAUAUGUGGUCGGUAAGCCGGACUCAGAACUGAAGAACGUGGGUCACACUACGCCGAUGUCGAGGAGAAACGUGUCGAGUUCUUCGCCGUCAAACGUCGCGAACAAAUCGAGGAUGUCCGUGUUCCCGGCACCGGCACCGGCGCCGGCACACUCGGCACCCACACAAUCGGGUGGUCAAAACGGCGUCAGAUCGUUGCGCGACUCGCGACUGCAUUGUGUCGGCCUGAUGAUCCUGGCGAUUUUAGCUCGCGAUUGAAACGCGGCCGACAGGGCCGUUUUCUCGUGUGAAAAGUGAAGUCAUUCGAAAUCACGAAAUUAGACUGUUCUCAGCGUGAUCUCGAUUGCCGAAAGGUACAUAUACAUACAUACGUAUACAUGGAUGACUUUACGUUUAUGAUUCGGAUCGGAAUAAUUUUCCUUAUCUAUAUUUUUUGUCCAGAUACUGCGAGAACGUAUGACGAAGGAAGCGCGAAACACAUAUCGAGAGCUUCGCUGUAAAUAAACACGAGACAUUUUUAUGACAAUAAAUGUAGCUGCGUAUACACGACAAGUAGAUUGCGUCGUUAGAAGUGCGCACUCGUAAUUAUCAUUAUUAACCAGUACACAUAUAUUAUUCAUGGCGACCGCGCUGUCGUGUUUGCCGGAACUCAAUUUUUCGUUGGAUUACAGGCGGUAAAAGAAGUGACAACGAUUUCGGCAGAAGGCGAACACCAUCUUUGUAUAUUCUAGCGAUAUAGACAAGUCGGGAGAGUCGAGUUCUAAUUUGUUCGUGUAAGUAUCGCGCGAUUAAUCGGUAAGCGUAGGUAUACACAUCGAUUAGGGUAAAUAAAGAAGGGUCCAUGUACCAAAGCUGACUGAAGUGGAUUCUUUCGUCUCUAGGAGCAGGCCGUAUUUAUUUAUGUCUAACGAGAGUUGUGGCAUUCGUGUAUAUAUGUAUGACAAUAAAUGUUGUUUCUACUAUCGCGCAAACGUCGUUUCCACCUUCUUCGCGAUUAAUUAUACAGAGUGCCUCAACGUUCCUUCUCUCUCCCGGAUGAAGUCUCCUCUCGACGUAACAUUUUUAAAUCCUCUUCCGCCUCGCUGAAAUAUAACAUAUCGUGCGACUGUGUCAGCUAAUGCACAUCGAUAUACACACGGAGAGAAUAUUAUAGUUUUUUUUAUAUACAUUUUUAGAAUUUUGCUAUGUUUUUAGUAGUCCGGAAAUAAACUGUCAGAUCUAUCUUGCUAACAUAGCAAAUUUUGCUAGAGACAUAGCAAAUAUUUCAAUUCCUGAGAUACAUUUCAGUUCCUGAGAUACAUAAGUAGCACAAAUAAAAUAAAAGGAUAAUGAAUUGCUGCAGAAUGACGAUCUAUUUCUCGAUGACAAAAUUUUUAAUAAUAUUUUACUAUAAAAUUCUCCUCGUUUAAUAAGAUAGUAUUAUUAUUAUAUUGUUAACACACAAUUGCUUUCUGAUAUCAAAGUAUUAAAAAAUUAAUAUAAAAUA
This is a messenger RNA of Odontomachus brunneus, 3398 nucleotides long. Its product is annotated as lachesin-like. NCBI's taxonomy places the organism in Eukaryota, Metazoa, Arthropoda, Insecta, Hymenoptera, Formicidae. The coding region runs from base 1037 to 2170 and encodes 377 amino acids. The record is from RefSeq and is a predicted model, not a curated record. Gene Ontology annotation, cellular component: neuron projection. The transcript is spliced from 7 exons.